UGAGCUUUGGAAAUCAAGAGUUCAAGAUAUAUCCCUUGACUAAAGAAAUGCGUCCAGACAGGUCUGUUCGCGGUGGGGGAAGCCUACUCGAUCCACGAUCUAUAUAUAUCAGUGACUCGACCAGAAAAAUCCAAUGAAACGGAUCUACUCGACUAAACUGUAAUGUCCAUACACUAAACUACUCGCCACUCGACUAAACUACUAGCCGUGUCUGAACCAGCCUUACAGUCGCCGAAUAAGUAGUACACGUGCCAAACGGAUGAAGCUUCGAAGAGGACUUCUUUCCAUAUACUUUAGAAACUGUUUCAUUAUCUAAAUUCGAUAUAUCUUAUAUAAAUCAGUAAUUAUCUGAUUUAUUGAAACAAUUUUAUUAUCAAAACUAAUUUGAGGUUAGAUCCAAGAUAAGAAAAAAUGACAGUUAAUCUGUCAACAGUGCCACUUGUUGCUUUAUCCGGCGAAACUAAGCAGAUUAUUUCAACAUUGUUAAAUCCACCAAAAAUUAUUCCAUCUGAAAAUGGAUUACCAAGAGAUUGGAGAGGUCUUGCACAUUUAUCCAACUUAGGUGGUGAGAUAUUACCAUUAUUAACUUCUCACUCAGAUCCGUCUGCGUAUAUCUUAACAACCUGGCGACAAAAACAGAAAGAUAUUACAAUUAAGGAUUUACAAGUAGCAUUAGAAGAAAUUGAUAGAUGGGAUAUUGUAGACGAUACAUUAGAGUUGUUUGAAAAAGAUGCUAUAAAAUAUUUAGAACAAUUAGAAAGAUCUCAAACAUCAGCCGAUGUCAUUGCAAGUGAUGAUACAAAAAUUCUUACAGUAGAUGAUAUUCAUAGGUUCAGGCAAGGAUUGGAUAAUCAAUAUUAUGAUGCUUUUUUAUUAUAUGCAGAUGAAGAUAUUAAUUUUGCUACUAAAAUGAUAGACAAAUUAGAAAGCCAAUAUAAGUUAAAGCUUUGUUUGAAAGAUAGAGAUUUAAUUGGUGGAAUUACAUUUGAACAUGAAGCUGUAAUGACAUUGAUAUCAGAACGUUGUAAUAGAUUAAUUGUAAUAGUAUCAUCUAAUUUUCUUGAAAGUCCAGCAAAUAAAUUCUUUUUAAAUUAUGCUCAGGCAUUAGGUAUUGAUAAAGGUCAACGAAAAGUCAUACCCUGUUUAUAUGGAAAAUGUCAGUUACCGCGACAAUUAAAUUAUAUGUUUAUACUGGAUUAUAAUAGAGUAACUUUAUAUAAUUUCUGGGAAAAAUUGCGAGAUUCCGUACAAAUUGUAAAUACUCCGAAAAGUAAUACAAACUGUAUAACUGUAAAUGAAGAACCUGUAUUACUUUCUAAAAAGGAGACUACUCGUAAUACUGUAGAAAUAAAUAGCGAAUAUGAAACAGAAAAGGAUACAGUAAAAGACCAAGUAUUAAAAGGCAAUGAUAAAUCACCAGAUGCUAAACAGGAACCAAAUAAUCCUGAAUUAAACAAAGAUAGUAAUAAGACAAUCAAUAACUUUUUACGAUGGAAUUGGAAAAAGAGAGGAAUUCGGAAAGCUGAACGUGAUAACGAAGAAUAUGUGUCAAUUACAAAAACAGUAAAUUUGCCAUCUCUUGAAAACUUAGACCCGUUAAACACAUCAACAGAUUUGACGGAAAAGAAGCAAAAACCAAAAUUUUUAAAGAAAUACGUGAAAAGAGUGCCUUUUAAACUAUAAAAAUUUGUUAUUUAUAAAAAGUAUAAUGUUAUUAAUAUUAAUUAUUUUAUCAAAGUGUAAUAUUAAAGUAGAGUUGUAAUAUAUUUUGAUAAUGAAAUGUAUAAAAACAUAUCUACUAAUAAAACGU
Osmia bicornis bicornis is the source of this 1810-nucleotide messenger RNA. RefSeq names its product myeloid differentiation primary response protein MyD88 (gene Myd88). The record is from RefSeq and is a predicted model, not a curated record. The coding region runs from base 412 to 1683 and encodes 423 amino acids. Gene Ontology annotation, biological process: positive regulation of canonical NF-kappaB signal transduction; innate immune response; defense response to Gram-positive bacterium. Gene Ontology annotation, cellular component: plasma membrane. Gene Ontology annotation, molecular function: TIR domain binding; Toll-like receptor binding. The transcript is spliced from 8 exons. Lineage: Eukaryota; Metazoa; Arthropoda; Insecta; Hymenoptera; Megachilidae.